CGAACGGUCACACUCAGCUAGCUGGCGAGUCUGACAAGUUUUGUUAUUGGCGGAGAAAAAACCAGAAUAGAAAUUACGGUGGUUUAUAAAUUCUCAGUUAAGCCGAUUUCUCAGUCCCCAUUAUUCUCUGUUCUGACCGAUCUGCGAUCGACUCCGAAUCCCGAAAGUCGAGCGGCCGUGCGUAUUUUUUUCUGUUUUUUGCCUCCUCGUGUGCAACAUUCAGUGAACUAGAGCGGCCCACCGAAAAAGAUAAAAAAGUGAAAUUGCCUUUUGCGGCAAAUAAGAAAAAAUAUUAGAAAAAAAAAGAAACGAAAACAACAGUUGGUAACUAAAAUUGUUGUUUACUAUAAAGUAUUUAAGUAUAUCGGGCGUCGCUGUGUGCGUGCGUGUGUGCGUGUAGUUGUUGCGCCAAAAAUUCCAAUCGGAAUUUUGGAACAGCUGGCCACAACAACAAAACGCGGCCAAGAACAAUUUAGCUGCUGCAAAAUGGGCGAUUUCGAUCUGAAUGUGGACAGUUUGAUACAGCGGCUGCUGGAGAACUUUAAAAAGCAAAAAGAGGCCGAAGAGCACGCCCAGAAGCUGCUAAUCGCUCAACAAUUGGCCGCAGCCGGCGGAGCGGCCGCCGCCGUGGCCACCGCUUCAGCGGCAGCCGCCGCAGCCGCCGUUUCCGCAUCAUCGCCCACAAUCAGCAGCAGUUACUCGGCGUUGGCGGCCUCUUUUGGAUCCGGAUACGGAUCGGUAUCGGGAUCGGGAUCGGGAUCGGGAUCGGGUUCAGGAUCUGGGACCGGAACUGGGACCGGAACUGAGACUGGGUGUGGGGCCAGUUACGAUCCGCUGGAAGAGCUCACCGAACAGCAGCGCCGACUGCUGCAACAGUACUCGAUAUCGCCGCCCAGCGAGACAUUGAUAUCAGCCGACGGCGACCAGAUCACCGUCCAUCAUCCGCGCGAGGAGCCCAAGAAAUCCAGAUUGAAAUUGCGCGAUUUUUUCGUCGCCGAGUUUGUGCGCAGCUGCCGAACGGGCAAACAGGUGCAGAUGACCGAGGCGGAGGUGCGUGGCUUGUGCCUCAAGUCGCGCGAGAUCUUCUUGCAACAGCCCAUCCUGCUGGAGCUGGAGGCCCCGCUGAUCAUCUGCGGCGACAUCCACGGCCAGUACACAGACCUGUUGCGGCUAUUCGAGUACGGCGGCUUCCCGCCGGCCGCCAACUACUUGUUCCUUGGCGACUACGUCGAUCGGGGCAAGCAGUCGCUGGAGACCAUCUGCCUGCUGCUGGCCUACAAGAUCAAAUAUCCGGAGAAUUUCUUCUUGCUGCGUGGCAAUCACGAGUGCGCCAGUAUUAACAGGAUUUACGGCUUCUACGAUGAGUGCAAGCGCCGAUACAACGUCAAACUAUGGAAGACCUUCACGGAUUGCUUCAACUGUCUUCCUGUGGCCGCGAUCAUUGACGAGAAGAUCUUCUGCUGCCACGGCGGCCUCAGUCCCGAUCUUCAGGGCAUGGAGCAGAUCCGGCGGCUGAUGCGGCCCACGGAUGUGCCGGACACCGGGCUGCUGUGCGACCUGCUGUGGAGCGAUCCCGACAAGGACGUCCAGGGCUGGGGCGAGAACGACCGCGGGGUGAGCUUCACCUUCGGCGUGGACGUGGUCUCGAAGUUCUUGAACCGGCACGAGCUGGACUUGAUCUGCCGUGCGCAUCAGGUUGUGGAGGAUGGUUACGAGUUCUUUGCGCGUCGCCAACUGGUCACAUUGUUCUCGGCGCCAAACUACUGUGGGGAAUUCGACAACGCCGGCGGCAUGAUGACCGUGGACGACACGCUCAUGUGCUCAUUCCAGAUCCUGAAACCAUCCGAGAAGAAGGCCAAGUAUCUGUACAGCGGCAUGAACUCGUCGCGACCGACAACACCGCAGCGCAGCGCCCCAAUGCUGGCGACCAACAAGAAGAAAUAAUAUAUCCAUCCGCUUCCAUUUCCUUAAAGGUUCAACAAACAACAACAGAAAUAAACUUUUACAUAGAUACACACAUAUAUAUACAUAUAAAUAUAAAGGGUUAGAGAAUGAGCGCGGCAGUAGGCAGUAGGGCAGAUGAUAAAUUAAAUGUGUGAGCUAACGAUAACGAAUCCAGCUAAAUCGAAGUGUAUGAAGAUAAACAUUAAUGUGUAUCCGUCACUAUCUGUAAACACAUUGCUCGUUGAUUCCUGCAUUUGAAGAUUAUCUGUUGAGUGGCAAUUAUGAUAACUCUCCCUUCCUCCAAAUCAUCCCCGAAACGUGCAGAUAAAUAAAUAAAUUAAAAAAAGUACAGCGAUGUUAAGCAAUGAAUUUAUAUAUAGGCUUAUUAAUGUAAACUAUAUACAAUAUACUUAUAUAUUCAUAACUACAAGAGAGACGCGAAAUCAAACCUAAAACCGACAACAAAAAACAAAAAACAACAAACAACAAAAGGAAAGCAAAAGCAAAAGUAUCUGCCCACUGUGCGGCUUCUUUGGGGUUGGCACAGUGGGACAAACCGCAUGGACUAGCUAUCAAUUUACCUUUACUUUUACUUUUACUUUUUGGCCGUGCGCCGAGCUUACAAAAUUCGAAGCUGUUGUUCGAUUUUUGGUUCUCCUCCUAUCAACUAAGUGCGCAUUACAAAUUUGUCUAACAAAAUCUUAAGGAAAAUCAAAAAACAAGAAAGCAAAUGAUAAAAUAGAAGAAACGAAACGAAACAAAACAAAAACAUAUGUAUUAAGCUUAAAACAGUUAAACUCUGUGUGUGUAUUUUAUUUAUUAUUUAUCUAUAAAUAUAAAUAUAUAUGUUCUUUUUGUCAUUGUUUAAUUAAUUUAUUGCUUACACUACAUUUAUAAAAUGCAAAACAAUUAAACUCUAACAACUAAUUUUUGUCAUUAUACUCAGUUUAAGUGGCAAAAUACUGUUAACCUGUUAAUGGGCAUUUAACAAUUGGGGCUUGUUUUUCAAUGCCUAAACUUUACCUAGAGAAAACCAACCUAACUUUAACUUGCCUCACACACAAAACGAAAAUAAUAAAUACAAAAUACAAAAUAUUUAA
Drosophila elegans is the source of this 3044-nucleotide messenger RNA. RefSeq names its product serine/threonine-protein phosphatase beta isoform (gene flw). Lineage: Eukaryota; Metazoa; Arthropoda; Insecta; Diptera; Drosophilidae. Gene Ontology annotation, cellular component: cytoplasm; nucleus. Gene Ontology annotation, molecular function: protein serine/threonine phosphatase activity. The transcript is spliced from 6 exons. The record is from RefSeq and is a predicted model, not a curated record. Bases 487 to 1944 code for a protein of 485 amino acids.